AAUUCCUGAAACUAAUUAAUCUUGCUGUCACAUCAAGUCACAUGAAUAACUGAGGGUGAUCUGAGAUUCACUUGUGACAUCAGGAAAAACUUUCCCAUACCGGGAUGUUGCGCAACUCCCUCUGACUCAUAUACAGGAUACAGCUAGAGUAUAUAAGAGCUACAACUUCAACAUGUUGACAGAAUUCACCAGCUGAACUGAGCUCCUCAGGAAUCUAGAAUCCAAGCUCUAGAUUUGCUUUUAAUUUAUUUGAUCUUUAUAUUGUUAGAUCUUAGUCUCACUCAGGCAGAAUGAACAGCAAAAUCCUUUCAGUGUCUGUUAUUGUUUUCCUGGCAUUCCUGACCAUCAUUGAAGGAAUGAGCCUGAGAGGUCUGGCUGUCGAUCCACGCUGUCGCUGCAUUGAAACAGAAAGCCGACGCAUUGGAAAACACAUAGAGAGUGUGGAGCUCUUCCCUCCAAGCCCACACUGUAAAGACACAGAGAUCAUUGCUACCUUGAAGUCAACUGGACAGGAGGUCUGUCUGGACCCUUCUGCCCCAUGGGUUAAGAAGGUCAUUGAAAAGAUCAUUGCCAACAAAAAACCAUGAAUGCCCGGAUCACCUGUGAAGUCGAGAUUGAUGAUGUUCAUACGUCAAACAUUUGAUUUUGUACCAAUGGAUACAUUUUUAUAAAUAUAUAUAUUUAGUUUUUAUAAUGUUAUAAUGUAUGUGUAUUUAAUGAGUGUUAUUCACAUAAAUCUUACAUUAAUAUUUAUGUAUUUAUUUAUUUUUAAUUAAUAAAAUGAUUUUGUACUAAAA
Messenger RNA from Danio aesculapii, 797 nucleotides. RefSeq names its product chemokine (C-X-C motif) ligand 8a (gene cxcl8a). Gene Ontology annotation, biological process: antimicrobial humoral immune response mediated by antimicrobial peptide; inflammatory response; cellular response to lipopolysaccharide. Gene Ontology annotation, molecular function: CXCR chemokine receptor binding; chemokine activity. Gene Ontology annotation, cellular component: extracellular region. NCBI's taxonomy places the organism in Eukaryota, Metazoa, Chordata, Actinopteri, Cypriniformes, Danionidae. Bases 291 to 587 code for a protein of 98 amino acids. The record is from RefSeq and is a predicted model, not a curated record. The transcript has 4 exons.